AUGCAAGCACUGCCAGGAACGACGCAGCGCCGUAUCCUGCCACUUCGUUGGAACUCUUGGAAGCUCGCGAUUUCCCUAAAUCGAGACCAGCGCCUAGUGUAUGAUACGGCGAUGAACCACUUUCUGAAUCAGGAACCUUCUCAGUUGUUGCUCCAUGUAGAUGGUGCGGGUGGUACUGGCAAGUCAUACCUCAUUAAUCUGCUCUCCGCGCACCUCCAAGCCGCGGCAGGUAGGAGAGGGACACCUGUUUGGCGUGCCGCGCCCACUGGCGUCGCGGGAAACCAAAUACCGGGCACUACCUUGCACUCUCUGUUGCACCUCCCAAUUAAUAAGGCCUUCAUGCCCCUCUCGGCCAUUGAUAAUGCCCAGCUCCAGAAGAAGCUUAAGGAUAUCAAGUACCUGAUCAUCAAUGAGAGGAGCAUGCUGGGGCUGCGUCAGCUAUCAUGGAUCGAUGACCGUCUCCGCGACGUAUUCCAGAAUAGGAAUGAGGACUUCUUUGGUGGUCUAAAUAUCCUUCUGAUUGGCGAUUUCUUUCAACUUCACCCUGUGCUACUGAAGCCGCUCUAUUACGAUAAAGACAUACAGGGCGUAGAGAUCAAGGGCAGGAACGUAUAUAGGCGAUUCGAUAAAACUGUAUUCUUGAAGGUUGUCCAGCGGUAG
Messenger RNA from Pochonia chlamydosporia 170, 660 nucleotides. RefSeq names its product ATP-dependent DNA helicase PIF1. Lineage: Eukaryota; Fungi; Ascomycota; Sordariomycetes; Hypocreales; Clavicipitaceae. Gene Ontology annotation, molecular function: DNA helicase activity. The record is from RefSeq and is a predicted model, not a curated record. Gene Ontology annotation, biological process: DNA repair; telomere maintenance. Bases 1 to 660 code for a protein of 219 amino acids. The transcript has a single exon.